Porites evermanni is the source of this 1356-nucleotide messenger RNA. The record is from the annotation of a GenBank genome assembly. NCBI's taxonomy places the organism in Eukaryota, Metazoa, Cnidaria, Anthozoa, Scleractinia, Poritidae.
AUGGCGAAGCAUCCUGGAAAGACUUGUGUGGCUGGUGGUCCAGGAGGAAUCAGUUGUACGAACAAAUCUUAUACUCCAAAUGUUUCCAUGCAUAUAUUCCCUAAAAAUGAGAAAGUAAGGGAUCAAUGGGUAAAGUUUGUGAAUGUUCAUAGGCCAGAUUGGAAACCUUCAUCGCACAGCACAUUGUGCUCUGUUGACUUUCACGAGAGCUGUUUUACAAGGCUGAAAUUAAGCAGAUUGCUGCCAGCCAAUACUAGCGAUGAAAACAGCAUUAGCUCUGAAGCAAGUUCAAGCACGAAGCCCAAAGAAAAACGAGUUUUAAAAACGGGAUCAGUUUCAACCACCCAAUGUGCUAUCCAAGCACCAGUGAUCGAACAAAGCGCUCGUGAGAGGAGAAGAUCGCAAGUGUGAAAUGCAUGCUUUUUUUGUUGUUAAUAAUUUUCUUAAGUUAACAUUGUCUUCGCCAGUUUCAUUGCCAGUUAAGAAGAGACAUCGAAAAAUCCUUGACAUAAUAGUUACAAUUCACGUCGUAUUUUAAUCAAAGUUACCAACAAGAAGGCUCCUUAUGAAAGGAUUUUCGGUGUUCGAUGCUCAUAAGUUUGUUUCCGCGCGAUUAAUCGCCCACACUUAAUUCCAGCCGGGGACUUUUUAUUUGACUAAUUGAAGUUGUUUAGCCAAGAUAAUUUCUCCAAUAAAUUCAUCUUUUGUUUUAAACAAUUGCAGUUCUUGGGGAAAAUCGAGCGUGGAGCUAAGAAUGAAGCCGAGCAAGCAGCCGCUAAAGGUGACACAAGUGCCGACACAAGUGCAGUUUUGGAACCAUACGAGGACUGCGACUCCAGCUUCUCUAGACCAAAUAGAAGAAAGUGGGGCACUAAGCAAAGCCACGCAGGCAAAACCUGCAGUAGUGUCGAGGAAAUCACAGGCUACACUCGGCGAGUGCCUGAAGUGUGUUAAUAAAAAGGUGAAAAUAAGGGCUCUUUAGAAGCAAAACGUGCGGUUACGUUUGCAGAGGGAAAAAUGGAAAGAAGCAGCAAGGGGAGUACCACUCAGUGUCCGUAUUUAUUUAGUUCUACUAAACAUACCCCCCGAAAUUAACUAGCCCCUGUCAAGUGGUUUCGGACCUUUUUGGUUUUUCAGGGACAGUUCUUUUUUAUCAACCUUUUUUGGUAGUGUGACUCCAGUGGCGAGGAAGAAGACGAAGCAGAAGAGAGUAUUGAGGAAGUAGAGGGACUCACAGGGGAGGAAGAUAUGGAUUGUUUCAAAGAACCUGGCUUUGCCAGAUGGAGGAGAAACGGGAGGACGAUAUCGAUGCUGAUGAUGAGGAAACUAACCAUCAAUCUACUGGCAACAUCAGGC